CAUUGAGCCCCAUGGGGGGGAGGGGCGGUGGAGGAUUGUGUUUCCCAGGAUUCCUCGGGGGGGGGCGGGAAGCGAGACAUCCCAUAAUUCCUGGGCUGAAUGGAGCGGGGACGUUUCCCAGCAGGCUCUGCACGCGGUCCUGGGGGAGGGGGAGGAAAAGGCGCCUACACACCCCAGCAGUCUUUGCGCGGCGGGACUGCAUUUCCCAUGAGGCUCGGCGGUGGCCCGGCCCCUUCCCGUCGUGCCCCGCGCGCAGGGAUGGCGGGCGCCAGCGAGCCGCGGCUCUCGGCGGCGGAAUUCGAACGGGUGAAGCUGAGUUACCUGGAAACCAUCACCCAGGAGCUGCAGGAGGCGGCCGGGCUGAUGGGGCAGCUGGACCGGAACCUGAGCGCCUGGGCCCGGCGGGCGGGGCAGCCGGAGGCGCUGGCUCAGGUAUCCCCCCCCCGCCCCAAUGGUGUGGUGCCGAUUCCAGGCCCAGCUGGCUGCCACGUGCGCGGCCCUGGGGCCCCCCUGCCUCCUGCUGCCCAGCCCAGCCCAGCCCCGACCCCCAGCUGGAGGGAGACUGGAGCCGCCCGCCCUGCCCGGGGCUGGUCAAUAAACGCUGGUUCCGGCCUAGGCCCGCCUCUCGCCUGGAUCCUUCUCGCCGCCCCCAGGCGCCAGGCCGGGCAAUAAUCGGUAGCUUUUAUUUAUAUAUAAUAGAAUCAACAUCUGUAA
Messenger RNA from Caretta caretta (loggerhead turtle), 714 nucleotides. The record is from RefSeq and is a predicted model, not a curated record. Lineage: Eukaryota; Metazoa; Chordata; Testudines; Cheloniidae.